Lachancea meyersii CBS 8951 is the source of this 3129-nucleotide messenger RNA. The record is from the annotation of a GenBank genome assembly. NCBI's taxonomy places the organism in Eukaryota, Fungi, Ascomycota, Saccharomycetes, Saccharomycetales, Saccharomycetaceae.
AUGUCCUUAUUUAUUCAGGAUGAAUCAGAGGAUGAAGAUUUGGUUUUGGAACUGUCAAAACAGGACCAAGAUUCGGGGUUUCCAGGAGAAAAUUCAAGCACCCCGAAAAACCAGGAAGAUGCCUUGUAUCCAUUGAUCAUGAACGACAGUCAUGCCAACAUGAAGCCAGAUAUCGAAGAAAUUCGGCCGGUCGAUUUGCAACUGUCGCUUCCCUUGCAUUUUCAGCAGCAAAUUGUGGAAGAUUUGCUAGUUUCUGAAGACUGCCUUUUAAUCUUGGGGGAAGGGCUGGGUCUCGAGCCAAUUGUAGCCAAUCUCCUUCACAUAUUGGCCACACCUACGGUGAUUGACGGCCAGGAUAAACGGUCCUUGGUUUUGCUCCUGAAUGCUACCGACGAGGACAAUGACAAAAUUCAGGAAGAGCUACUGGAGCUAUCAUGGUCGAUCGAAGAAGAGCCAGUACACGAAAAUGCAGAUACAAGCGAAAGUGUGGAAACAGAACAAACGGAGCCCAAAAGUGGCCAGCGACCAUUCAGUGUUGUUACAGCAGAUACGCUCACCGUAGAUAGAAGACGACGACUGUAUUUGCACGGCGGAAUAGUUUCAGUAACCUCCCGCAUCUUGAUCGUCGAUCUCUUGUCCGGCAUCAUCCACCCUAACAACAUCACAGGGCUCGUUAUUUUGCAUGUGGAAUCUCUCAACAACUUUUCCAACGAGUCGUUCAUCACUGACAUGUAUCGGGCCACCAACAAAUGGGGUUUCAUCAAAGCAGUUUCCGAUCAGCCCGAAGCUUUCAUGAGCGAGUUUUCACCGCUACGACGCAAACUCAGAGAUCUGCAUUUGAGGAGAACGCUUCUGUGGCCUCGUUUUCAUGUCGACGUUUCUUCCAGCUUGAACCUACGAAACGAAAACAAAGUAAUAGAGGUGAAGGUCUCUCUCACAAAUUCCAUGUCUCAGAUUCAAUUCGGUCUCUUCGAGUGUCUCAAAAAGUGUAUUGAAGAGCUCAACAGAAAAAAUCCAAGCCUGGCCUUGGAGUCUUGGAAUGCAGACAAUUGCUUGCACUCAAACUUUCUGAGAUCCAUUCACACAGUUUUAUCGCCCAAUUGGCAUCGUAUUUCUUUCGAGUCUAAGCAACUUGUUAAAGAUAUCGGUACUUUGAAGAAACUCUUACACGCUUUGAUAAGUUACGAUGCUGUCGAUUUCUAUGAGAUCAUUCAGAUGAUUCUAGACGCUAACAAACCUUCCGUCACGAGAAAAUACUCUGAAUCGCCCUGGUUGAUGGCUGAAGAGUCUCAAGCGGUUCUUUCUUACGCUAAAAAACGAGUGUUUCAAGACGGAAACUAUGAACUGGAAGAAUUGCCCAAGUGGGAGCAGCUCACGGCAAUUUUGGAGGAUAUCGCCGCAGAGAAAGGUCGCUCUACUGUUCCCAAUGGUCCAACAUUGAUCAUUUGCUCUGAAGAUCGAACAUGUCGCCAACUCAGGAAGAUUAUAACCUACUCGGAAAGAAAGGAAGGUGCUCGCAAGUACUUGCUGCGAAAAUUACGAGGAUAUAUGGAACGGAGGGAUGCUUUAAAAAGAGCUGCGAAGGAUGUCAGCGACUACUCUCAGAAACAAGGUGAUACAGGCGAGUUAGCUGUAUCAAAAACAUUCGCGAAAGAAGAAAUAAAUUCAAAACGCCGAAGGACAAGAGGUGCGGCCGCUGUAGCUGCUGUGACGCGAUUGAAGACCGCUUCUACAAGUGGUGGGGAAGACAUUGAUAGCAUAAUGACCAUACAUGAAAUCGAAGGACAUUUAACAGAAAUUAUUGAGGGAACCGAUGACCAACUGAUAGAAACCGGGGACCUUGAAGAGAUUUUAGACAACGACGAAGGUGCUGAUAUUUAUAACGAUAUACCGACAACCGAGAUUGAUGAUGUGCCAUUUUCUCAAGCACCCAGUAUGGUAGAAAGUGAGAGUGUGUGGGCAAAAUCUGACUCUCUGUUUGAAUAUAUCGAUAGAAGCGAGCAGAUUGUCAUUGAGAAGUUCUACAAUAAGACCAAUGACCUUCUUUUGCAAGAAGUGAUGCCCUCUCACAUUAUAAUGUAUGAACCAGACUUGUCAUUCAUUCGGCGUGUUGAAAUGUACAAGGCGCUGCACAAAGAUCUGCCUUUGAAGAUCUAUUUCAUGUACUACGGUGACAGCGUCGAGGAACAAAGUCAUCUGGCAGCAAUCAAGAAAGAGAAAGACGCUUUUACUAAAAUGAUAAGAGAGCAUACAAAUUUGGCUCAGCACUUCGAAGUCGAUGAAGACCUUUCAAGGUAUAAAAAUCUGACUCAACGGAAACUGCUGUUGUCCCAAAGUCUUCGAAGCUCAAGAAUAGCAGGUGGACAAAAAGCCCUUGAGAGUUUAACGAACGAUGUUGUUGUCGUUGAUAUGCGAGAGUUUCGAGCUCCCCUCCCCGGGCUACUGUACCGGUACGGUGUUAGAGUCAUUCCCUGUAUGUUGACGGUAGGUGAUUAUAUCCUUUCUCCACAAAUUUGUGUAGAAAGAAAGUCCGUACCUGACUUGAUCGGCAGCUUCAAAAAUGGCAGACUUAGUGAACAGUGCAAGAAAAUGUUAAAGCAUUACGAGUACCCUACUUUACUUAUAGAAUUCGAUGAUAUUGACUCGUUUUCAUUGGAGCCCUUUAGUGAAAGAAGAUAUGGAUCAACCUCUUCUAAUGCACAUCCGAUUGGAGGAAAGCUGAUGCAAGAUGAGAUUCAAAUGCAGCUAGCCCAACUUGUUUUGAAAUUUCCGUCUCUAAGGAUUCUAUGGUCGUCCUCCCCACUUCAGACAGUCAAUCUCAUUUUGGAUUUGAAAGUAGGGAGAGAACAACCUGAUCCCACAACCUCUGUAAAUAUUGGUUUGGAAAGAAAGGCAACCAAGACGAAGAGUACAUUGGACUCCAUUAGUAAACUGAGGGAACUCCUCGGAAUACCCGGUUUUUCGAAUAUCGAUUAUUAUAAUGUCACAAAGCGUGUAAAGAACUUUGAGAGCCUUAAAAAGCUCAACAAGGUGCAGCUCACUGAUUUAGUUAAUGAUGCGGAUCUCGCAGAUCGUAUCCUCAACUAUAUUGCGAUGGAAGCCGAAGAGGACUCUGAUGACAUCAUAUAA